Elaeis guineensis (African oil palm) is the source of this 2133-nucleotide messenger RNA. Its product is annotated as 65-kDa microtubule-associated protein 3. Gene Ontology annotation, biological process: microtubule cytoskeleton organization. Gene Ontology annotation, molecular function: microtubule binding. Gene Ontology annotation, cellular component: spindle; cytoplasm. Lineage: Eukaryota; Viridiplantae; Streptophyta; Magnoliopsida; Arecales; Arecaceae. The record is from RefSeq and is a predicted model, not a curated record.
AUGCAGAGUUCUCAUUAGUUCUGCCAGGUUCUUCCUUAAUUCAAUUGAUUUUUGGGCCAUCCCUACAGCCAAUUUGGUUCCUCGGAUUCUCAAUUGUCCAAGAGAGCUAGUAGGUGUAACACAUGGCUAAACCUCCAAAUAGACAAUCUUUACAAAUGGAGAGUAGUCGCGGAUCUCUGUUACAAGAACUCAAGAUAAUUUGGGAUGAAGUUGGAGAAUCUGAAGCUGAAAGGGAUAAAAUGCUACUUGAGAUAGAACAGGAGUGUUUGGAGGUUUAUAGGAGAAAAGUUUACCAGGCAAAUAUGUCUCGAGCUCAGCUGCGGCAGGCUAUUGCCGAUGCUGAAGCAGAGAUUGCAGCCAUAUGUUCUGCAAUGGGUGAGCCACCAGUGCAUGUUAGGCAGUGUAAUCAAAAUGCUGGGAGCUUAAAGGAAGAGCUCAAGGCCAUUAUUCCAGAGCUAGAGGAGAUGAAAAAGAGGAAGAAUGAUAGAAAGAAUCAAAUUCUUGAAGUUGUAGAGCAGAUAAAGGAGAUAUUAAUUGAGAUUAGGCCACCAGGGUAUGAUUUAUCCACUGUGGCUGUGGAUGAAUCUGCCCUAUCUGUGAGAAUGCUUGAAGAAUUGCAUGGGCAGUUACAGCUACUUCAAGAGGAGAAGGCUGACCGUCUGAGAAAGGUCCAGGAGCAUCUGAGUACUUUGAGCUCUCUAUGUUUGGUACUUAGUAUAGAUUUCAAGCAAAUGGUUGGUGAGGUAGACCCUAAUCUGAAUGAAACUGGAGGAUUCAAAAACACUAGUGAUGAUACAAUUGAAAGGUUGACCUGUGCAAUUCACAGAUUGCGAGAGAUUAAGAGGCAAAGAAUGGAAAAGCUUCAAGAUCUUGCGAGUACUAUGUUGGAGCUGUGGAACCUGAUGGACACACCAACUGAAGAGCAACAAAGUUUUCAGAGUGUAACAUGUAAUAUAGCUGCUUCAGAACAUGAAAUAAUAGAGCCCGAUGCUCUUUCUGUGGACUUCAUCAAACAUGUUGAAGCAGAAGUUUUGAGGCUUGAAGAGCAGAAAAAUAGCAAGAUGAAAGAACUUGUUCUUAGGAAAAAGAGCGAGCUAGAAGAGAUUCGUAGACGGGCACAUUUAGUAGCAGAAGGAGGUAGUGAAACAGAAUUUGCAUAUGAAGCUGUUGAGAACGGUGAUGUUGACUCCUCUUUAGUCCUCGGCCAGAUGGAAUUUCUAAUUUCAGAAGCUAAAGAACAGGCAUUCAGCAGGAAAGAUAUUCUCGAAAGGGUCGAAAAAUGGCUGGCAGCUUGCGAAGAAGAGUCUUGGCUGGAGGAAUACAAUAGGGAUGAGAACCGUUAUAGUGCUGGAAGAGGUACCCACCUUGCACUGAAGCGUGCUGAAAAAGCACGCAUUCUUGUCAGCAAAAUUCCAGCAAUGGUAGAGGCAUUGUCAGCCAAAACAACAGCUUGGGAGAAAGAGAAGGGCAAUGAGUUUAAAUAUGAUGGUGUCAGCCUUUUGUCGAUGCUGGAAGAUUACACCACUACAAGGCAGGAGAAAGAGCAAGAGCGAAAAAGACAGAGGGAUCAGAGGAGGCUUCAGGGUCAGCUUACUGCAGCGCAAGAAGCACUUUUUGGCUCUAAGCCAAGCCCUUUGAAAAAUGUAAACAAGGUAACUAGGACUUUCUCUUCGGGUCCAAGUAGAAGACCUUCCACGCCAGGAGCUACAUCGCAAUCCGAUUCGCCGCGGUCUGCAAAGUCCUCGCAUGCCUACAGGAAGUCUGAUGAUGGGAGUGGCUUAUCUGCUGUCAGGAGAGAUCUGGAUGCUACGUUCAUGUCCCGUAAGCCCUUUGCUCCUUUAGUUUCAGACAGCAACAUGCCAUCCACACCCACCAAGUGCAAUUGUGACAAUGCUGAAGAGGAGAUCGGUACCCACAAGAGCUGUAUGAAGAUAGAAGCUACUGCUCCAGUCUCCUUGACUUCUCAAGCUGUAGUUAUAGACAUGCCCAGGGAGAUGGAGUACUCUUUUGAAGAGAGAAGAGCUGGCUUUGUAGUCAAAAGCUCAUCUUAAGCAUGUAAAGAUUCGAUACUUCUACUAUCGGUUAUUUGCAAGUCUUUUUACCCCCUCUCAGUAAUUGAUGCAAGUCAGUUCU